CUCUGCUUCUCACACCACAAGACACAAGCAAGAGACUCACAACAAGUUCCAACAAGUUACACAGAACCAUUGUUAUCAGUACUUCCUGUCAUACUGUGCAUGUCCAAAGAACAGUUCCCACAGAAAAUGUCCUUGCACAGACAAAAGAAUCAGCCUUCUGCUUCUUUUUGAAACUUCGUCUCUGUUCUUCUCUGUUUCUGGAACAAAUGAUGAGAAAAUAUCCAAUAGAACCAAGUGGGGAAUGUCCUAUUUUGUAUCCCUACUGUUCUGUGCCCUUAUUGACCAUUAUGGGGUGAAGCACAAAUCGGAGCUGAUAUGAUAUCUAGAGUUGGAUGAUAGCUGUCACUUGAGACCGUCCUAAGAACCUUAGUCUUUCACAAUGCCCAUACGUAAUAUUCAUUAAUAUUCCUAAGGUGAUGCUAGGUUGUUAUCAUUUUCUUGAUGGACGCUAUGGUUUGUAGCCAGUGCUUAUCCUGCUCAGAGUAGACCCAAUGAAACUAAAGGACAAUUAAUGAAAUGGUUAUUAAUUUCAGUGGGUCUGCUCUGAGUUGGAAUAGCCCUGGUUAAAACCCACUGUGUCCCUGAAAAUUGUAUGGCAUACAGAAAACUGCAGGUGGAGUUUUCUUUCCUACUCCUGAUGGGGAAACACCUGAACGUGUUGAAUUUCUGCCUGACACAGCUGCUAGACAUACAGAGUGCCUGGGGGUGGGGUGGUGAGUGACAGCUAUAAAUAAAGGUGUUUAUCGUUUUUUUCUAGCUCAAAAUCUCAAUCGACAAUGGGGUCAAAUAUGUUUUACUAGGUGUUUGUGUUCUGCCCUUGGAAUGUUGCUACUUACCGUAUUUUUCCAUGUAUACGACUAGUGUUUUUUUUAACCAAAAAAUUAGGUUUAAAAUUGGGGCUCGUCUUAUACACGGGUUGUGCUGAGGGGUGUUUUCUUAAUUUGGAGUCCCCCAAAAUAGGGGGCGUCUUAUACAUGGGGGCAUCUUAUACACGGAAAAAUACGGUACAUUGCAUAUUUUGAAAGUACGUACUGCACUUCAAAAGGGUAAUUUGUUCCCAGCUUCAUUUUGGAUUUUCAUUAUGGCGAUGGCUGCUAGAGUGAGGCGAUUUAAGGGAUUGCCUUCAUUACACAGCACAGCAGAUUACGUUUCCAAGGUGAGCACACGCAAGCGCUGUAAUACCAUCUUAUUGCAAUGGUAUUGCUGGCAUCCUCUUCACUAGAGUUACCGUAAUUUAUUCCCUCCUUCCCCUCCUCUUCGUUUUGUUCUAGAUAUACACUUUCCUUAGAAAGCGAAGAAUUUCAUUACCAUUCAGGAUUUACUGCAGCACAUGGAAUGAAUAGAAUGAGUCCUCUCCCAGAUAAUACCUUUCAGUUAUGACCACAAAGACCAAAGAGGUGAUCAAAACCCAUCACUCACAUUCAGAUGUUCACAGCUUGCCUAUCCAGGGCGAAAACGAAAGUACAAAAGGAGUGAAAAAUGGUGAAAGCAGCAAAUCUGAUGGCGAAAAGGAAAAAGAAAAGGACACAGUGGCCAAGGAAAAUAAGGACCGCCAAGAGAGACAGAAAGAUAAAGCUGAGAAGAAAAAUAAGGAAGAGGAGGAGAAGAAAGAGGUAUUUGUUAUUGAUCCCUCGGGAAACUUGUAUUACAACUGGCUGUUUUGCAUCACUCUGCCUGUCAUGUACAAUUGGAUAAUGAUCAUUGCUAGAGCCUGCUUUGAUGAACUUCAAAGCAACCAUCUAGAGGUGUGGUUCAUUUUUGACUAUAUAUCAGACAUUCUCUAUGUUGCUGACAUGUUUGUACGUACAAGAACAGGUUACCUGGAACAAGGUUUGUUGGUGAAAGAAGAACUUAAACUUAAGAAAAAAUAUAAGGGAAUGGUACAAUUUAAAUUAGAUGUACUUUCCAUCAUUCCAACUGAUCUACUUUACUUCAGGUUAGGCUUGAACUACCCAGAAAUACGAAUAAACAGAUUACUUAGAAUAUCACGUAUGUUUGAAUUCUUCCAGCAAACAGAAACAAGAACAAGUUACCCAAAUAUAUUCAGAAUUUCAAAUCUUGUCAUGUAUAUUAUAAUAAUUAUCCACUGGAAUGCAUGUAUAUAUUUUUCAAUCUCCAAAGCCAUAGGCUUUGGAACAGACACAUGGGUCUAUCCCAAUAUUAGCCAUCCUGAAUUUGGCCGGCUGGCUAGAAAGUAUCUUUACAGCCUUUACUGGUCCACACUGACCUUGACAACUAUUGGUGAAACACCACCUCCGGUGAAAGAUGCUGAGUAUUUAUUUGUCGUUGUUGACUUCUUAGUUGGUAUAUUAAUUUUUGCUACCAUUGUUGGUAAUAUUGGUUCUAUGAUCUCCAACAUGAAUGCUGCCAGGGAAGAAUUUCAAACAAGGAUUGAUGCUAUAAAACAGUACAUGCAGUUUCGGGAUGUGAGCAAAGACUUAGAAAACAGAGUUAUCAAGUGGUUUGAUUAUUUGUGGACAAAUAAGAAGGCAGUAGAUGAAAGAAAAGUCUUGAAGUAUCUCCCAGAUAAAUUACGAGCAGAAAUUGCCAUCAAUGUUCAUCUGGAAACUUUAAAGAAAGUCCAGAUUUUUGCAGACUGUGAAGCUGGGUUACUGGUUGAGCUAGUCUUAAAACUACAGCCUCAGGUGUACAGUCCUGGAGAUUAUAUCUGUCGGAAAGGUGACAUUGGGCGAGAAAUGUACAUCAUCAAAGAAGGGAAACUUGCUGUGGUUGCUGAUGAUGGAGUUACUCAAUAUGUGGUCCUAAGUGAUGGCAGCUACUUUGGGGAGAUUAGCAUUCUUAACAUUAAAGGUAGCAAAGCUGGAAAUCGGAGAACAGCUAACAUUAGAAGCAUUGGUUAUUCAGAUUUGUUCUGUCUGUCUAAAGACGACCUAAUGGAGGCUUUAACAGAAUACCCAGAUGCAAAGGCCUUGUUGGAAGAGAAGGGAAAGCAAGUCCUUAUGAAAGAUGGACUGCUGGAUUUAGAUGUUGCAAACGCAGGAAGAGAUCCUGAAGAUAUCGAGGAAAAGGUCAACCAAAUAGAAGUAAUGCUUGACUGUUUACAAACAAGGUUUGCCAGACUUUUGGCUGAAUAUGGUGCUGCACAGCAAAAAUUGAAAAUAAGGCUAACACAAGUUGAGAGCAUCAUCAAAGCACCUAUGGAUUUUGAUUUAUCAAAUUUAGAAGAAACUGAAGAAUGAAAAGAAUAGAAAUGUAGAUAUUGUAAGCACUGCCGAAUCUGUAAUAAAGAGUCUAAUAAAAGACAAAAUAAGAAGGCUUCAUUGAACAUGGAA
This is a messenger RNA of Podarcis raffonei (Aeolian wall lizard), 3293 nucleotides long. It is a transcript of the gene CNGA1, whose product is annotated as cyclic nucleotide gated channel subunit alpha 1. Gene Ontology annotation, cellular component: intracellular cyclic nucleotide activated cation channel complex; plasma membrane. Gene Ontology annotation, biological process: monoatomic cation transmembrane transport. The transcript is spliced from 6 exons. NCBI's taxonomy places the organism in Eukaryota, Metazoa, Chordata, Lepidosauria, Squamata, Lacertidae. Gene Ontology annotation, molecular function: intracellularly cGMP-activated cation channel activity; protein-containing complex binding; cGMP binding. The record is from RefSeq and is a predicted model, not a curated record. Bases 1377 to 3200 code for a protein of 607 amino acids.